Molecule: messenger RNA, 1161 nt
Organism: Penicillium daleae
Lineage: Eukaryota; Fungi; Ascomycota; Eurotiomycetes; Eurotiales; Aspergillaceae
Product: glutathione-independent formaldehyde dehydrogenase
Exons: 10
Coding region: 1-1161 (386 amino acids)
Molecular function (GO): zinc ion binding; oxidoreductase activity
Source: RefSeq, a predicted model, not a curated record
AUGGCAUCAGCUACUACCAUGCAGGCACUGAACUAUAUUGGACCGUACAAGGUCCGAGUAGAGGAGGUUGAGAAGCCCAAGAUAGAGCAUCCGGAUGAUAUUAUUGUCAAAGUCACCACUGCUGCAAUCUGUGGCUCAGACCUGCACAUGUACGAAGGACGAACUGCCGCAGAGCCAGGCAUAACAUUCGGCCACGAGAACAUGGGUAUUGUUGAGGAGCUGGGAGAGGGUGUCACCUUGUUGAAGAAAGGAGACCGUGUUGUCAUGCCUUUCAACGUUGCAGAUGGUCGGUGCCGUAACUGCGAGGAAGGGAAGACAGCUUUCUGUACUGGUGUCAACCCGGGAUUCGCAGGUGGCGCUUACGGCUAUGUGGCCAUGGGACCCUAUCGUGGAGGCCAGGCACAAUAUAUUCGCAUUCCCUAUGCGGAUUUCAAUGCUCUGAAACUACCACCUGGCAAGGAGCACGAAUCUGAUUUCAUUCUUUUGGCUGACGUUUUUCCCACCGGCUGGCACGGUGUCGAGAUUUCUGGCUUCAAGUCGGGUGAAAGUAUUGCGGUUUUUGGCGCAGGUCCUGUCGGACUCAUGGCUGCUUAUUCGGCUGUGUUGCGGGGUGGGUCCAACAUCUAUGUUGUCGAUCGUGUCCCUGAGCGGCUGAAGGCCGCUGAAAAGAUCGGUUGCAUUCCAAUCGAUUUUACGAAGGGCGACGCUGUCGACCAAAUCAUCGCUCACAAUAUGGGCAUGGUUGAUCGUUCCGUUGAUGCCGUUGGGUACCAGGCCGUGAACCCCAAUGGAUCAUCCGAGAAGCCCAACAUUGUUCUUGAGAAUAUGAUCCGCGUCACGCGGCCUUGCGGUGGACUGGGUAUUGCUGGCCUCUACGUGCCUAGUGAUCCUGGUGCAUCUGAUGCGGCAUCUGCGAACGGCAUGAUCAGUUUGAGCUUCGGUAAACUCUUUGAAAAGGGUCUUUCCAUCGGCACUGGCCAGUGUAAUGUCAAAGCAUACAACAGAUACCUCCGCGACAUGAUCAUUGCUGGCAAGGCCAAGCCUAGUUUCGUCAUCUCCCACGAGAUUGGACUGGCGGAUGCGGAAGAUGCGUAUGAUAAGUUUGAUAAAAGGGAAAAUGGCUGGACCAAGGUUAUCAUUCACCCCAAUGGAGGGGUUUGA